UCUCCCAUCUUUUAUUUUUUUAUAGAAUACAUUGUAUGCGCCAGCACUACUCAAAACACAGUACUCUUGACGAAUAUUGCGAUCGCGGAAUAAGAAUUAAACGGAAUAGUUCUUCAAGGUACGGGGGCCGCCAUGUUCAGCGCAGACGUUGAGCCUGUUGCAGCACGUUGCCUGCUGCAUUUGAUUUAGCCUGGUUUGUUCAAAACGGAUCGGCAGAAGGUGCAACUGUCAGUCUGUCAGCAUCAAAGUCCCCGCCGACCAGCACAAAGAAACGCGAGCGGCUGUUCUGGGAUGGCGGCGACCGCCACUCGCUCCGUGGGGGGUCUGCCCAGCGGACUCGCAAUAUGCAUGACGCCGCCGGAUAUGUUCUACCUGCCCGAACUGGUGACGGGCGGUCUGGUGUGGAUCCUGGUGGCGUCCACCCACGUGCAGCCCGCCAACCCUCUGGGCUGGGUCAUGUUCGUGUCCGUCUUCUGCUUCGUCACGACCCUCGUGUGGGCGCUGGUCUUCGUGGCCGGAUGCCACAAGAACGCCCCGGUGUGGGUCGCGGCUGAUUUUGUCUAUCACGCUUUGGCCGCGUUGUUCUACCUCAGCGCCGGAGUCAAUUUAGCCUUCAUCACCUUUGUUAUGAAAUCAGCAGACUUCAGAAUCUACCAGAUUGACAUCGCCGCUGUGGUGUUUGCCUUCACGGCCACGCUGCUCUACUUCAUCCACGCCGUGCUGUCGUCGAUGCGGUGGAAAAACCUUUGAAAAGACAACGAUCAUCUCAACGAUCAACAUUUCAAUGACCUUAAAGUUCGCAUUUCAUCGCUAGCCUGCGAUAGCAUUUUUAGGGCUUCUUCUCGAUUGCUUUUAUAGUGUUGACAAAUAAAACG
Molecule: messenger RNA, 875 nt
Organism: Phycodurus eques (leafy seadragon)
Lineage: Eukaryota; Metazoa; Chordata; Actinopteri; Syngnathiformes; Syngnathidae
Product: myelin and lymphocyte protein-like
Exons: 5
Coding region: 292-750 (152 amino acids)
Biological process (GO): myelination
Cellular component (GO): membrane
Molecular function (GO): structural constituent of myelin sheath
Source: RefSeq, a predicted model, not a curated record